Erythranthe guttata (spotted monkey flower) is the source of this 1170-nucleotide messenger RNA. The record is from RefSeq and is a predicted model, not a curated record. Lineage: Eukaryota; Viridiplantae; Streptophyta; Magnoliopsida; Lamiales; Phrymaceae.
AUGGCACGUCAGGACAAGGGGAAAGGGCUUAUGGGUUCUUCUUCGAGUUCGGAUAAAUUUCCGAAGAUUAAAUUUUGGUAUGGCGGGCAAGGCGCGACGGAAGCCGAGGCGGAAGCGGAGCGCAUUCGUAUGACUGCAUCUCAUCGUCGUAGGAGAGUUAUGGAGCGCGACACUGAUUUACCCGUCGUGGACGAGAUUCCCCACAUAGAUCAUAGUUCUAGAUCUAUGACGGGUAGCAUUCGAUCUGUAGGGGCAGAUUCUCGUAUCCCCUACGAGGGACACGUGGAGGAGCAUGACCAUGUUGAGAGCGAUUUUGAUGAUGUUCUCGUCCCGGCCGCGCGCUCACGGAAGUCUCGGUACGAGUUUGACACUUUCAGUGGCCCACUUGAGUUACAUGGUCCGGCUCCAGGAGGACCGACUGAUUGGAGGAUGAUUCCUAGUUUCAAGAGUCAUAUUGCCUACUACAUUUGGGCAGGACAUGAGCGCAGCGUGGGGCGAUGUGAGUCAAGGAUUACUGCGCUUAAUGCUUUUAAGAAACAUGAGUUGAAGCAACUCAUGGCUCCUUACGGGCAGGAUGAGUUAGAGCUACUGGAGGCAUCUGGCCUAGACUCACUCGAGUACUUCUACAUAAAAAAUGUAGACAAGGGACUCAUGGGGGCAUUUAUAGAGAGAUGGCAGCCGGAAACGAACAGUUUCCACAUGCCUUGGGCGGUGCACGGUGAUUCUGUUGAGGAGAGGCCUAUGUGUGAGUUGUUGCUAGCUGAGGUUCUUGAUUUGGACAUGGUCGAAGCGCAUGCCAGGCUCGGCAAUAGUGGGAUAAAAUGGUCGGAGUUUGUGGAGCGUGUGCGCAGUCGGUCCCGAACUUGUCGGCAGAAGGUGGUAGGAUAUUUGACGUUUUUUAUCGGUAUGGCUUUGUUCCCCGACCGGAGUGUAGACAGGUUCAAGCCAACGUGGAUGAGAUAUUCUUCCGAUCUCGAGCACGUCGGCGAGUAUGCUUGGGGUGCAGCUGUAUUGGCUCAUUUAUACCGACAAUUGGGCUUGGCUAGUAGGGCUCACGUGAAGGGGUUACAGGGUUGCACGUUACUGCUCCAGGGAGAUGCAGCCUCGGUUCCUGAAAUGGAAACCACGCAAGGGUAUUUCGGACUUGCUCUCGGUCCGAAGGAUGCUUGA